This is a messenger RNA of Thalassophryne amazonica, 3138 nucleotides long. Its product is annotated as zinc finger protein Dzip1-like. Gene Ontology annotation, biological process: cilium assembly. Gene Ontology annotation, cellular component: cytoplasm; ciliary basal body. NCBI's taxonomy places the organism in Eukaryota, Metazoa, Chordata, Actinopteri, Batrachoidiformes, Batrachoididae. The record is from RefSeq and is a predicted model, not a curated record.
GAAUGCGCUUCCCUUCAAAGUAAAAGCACUCUUGUUGUAAUUGUCGCUAGCUUGACAGCCGUCUCGUUUUUUUGCGAGCAGAGAUUUAGGAAUGUGGAGCCCAGCUGCUACGUCACCCGCAAAUCGCCUGGGGUGUCGUCUUCAGAGAACUUUUUUUUUUUUUUUUUUUUGCCCCGUAAACCUUUUCUGUACUAACUUUAACCCUCAGAGAUGCUGGUUUCUGUCUCCAUGGUAACAUCAGCGUUGAGAUUCAAGGGGGCGGAACCGGUGCCGAUUGUCAGUCUUCUGGCUUGUUUCUCCAUACAGACAAAAUCAGUCGAAGAUGCCAUUCCAUGCUGGUGUCUAUUAUCCUUACACCAGUGACACUCCAGGGACACACUCAUCAGCAGGGAUCCCAUCCCUGGUGAACUCCCCGCCCAGCCAGCAAUCCAUAAACGGCCACACCGUACCGCCAUCGGGUAUGACUCCGUCCAGCACCACCUCUAAUGUCCUCCCCUUCAAGUUCCGCCCGCGGAGGGAGAGCGUGGACUGGCGGCGGAUCAAUGCCGUGGAUGUGGACCUGGUGGUGAGCCAGCUGGAUGUGGAUGCUCUUCAGGAGUACAUCAAUACGGUGACCUUUUGCAGCUUGGACGGGGAGCGAUGCCAGCGUUGUCACAGCCCAGUGGACCCAGCGCUGGUUAAGCUUUUGCGGCUGGCCCAGCUUACAGUAGAGUGGCUCCUGCACUGUCAGGAAUUUCUCACCGCUAACCUGCACGCGCUCGAGGAGAGGCUGGUGGCUGUCGGCAGGGAGCGUGAUCAGGUUCUGGCUCAGCUGAAGAAGCAGGAGGAAAAGGAGAAGGAGAUGACCAACGAGCUAAAGCAGAGGAAGAAGAUGAUUCGUAACCAGCAGUCCUUGUUCAUGCCACGAAUCGUCAGUGGCCAGAAGUGUCUGCAUUGUGAUAAGUCCUUCAUCAGUUCCUCCUUCCUCCAGAGUCACAUGCAGCGGCGCCACCCUGAUGAGUAUGAAACCUAUUUGCAAUCAGACAAUGAGAAGAAAUCUCAGAUUGAAAGCCUCAAAGUAGAGAUCAGUACUCUGAAGGAACGGAUUGUUCAACAGCAACAGGCUUUAGAAGCCAAAACAGCUCAGGAAAAAGAGCAGCAGUCCAUGCACAAAGAGCUACUGAGAGAAAUCGAUCGUUUUAAGGCUGAAGAAAUGGCUCGCAUGGACCGGAAGAUCGAGGACAGCCGAGUCGGCAUCCGUCGCGAGAUGGAAUUUCUUUACAGCCGAAAUAUUCAGACUCUAAAUGAAGUGAAUCUGUCUCAAAAAGCUAAGCCUGAAAGAUCUGAACCAGAACGAGACAUGGACAAUUACAAAGAGAUGCAGACACAAAUGCUCCAAAAGCUCGAACACCAGCUGAAAAAACAAGACAUAAAGUGGGAACUCAGACUGCAAGAUGUGAAGGCUCAACACGAGUCCGAAAAGAAUCAGCUGCUGAAUGAGGUGAGCAGAAUACAGGCAUCUAUGUCUGAGCACCAGGAGCACAGCCAGAAGCUGCAGGAGGAGAUGGAAAGGAGGCUGCAGGAGAAGGAGAAAACCAUCAAGGCUCAGAGGGAGCAGAUCAGGAAUAUUUCUUCAAAUCCACCCACCAGAGUAAUUGAAAGACAAGUGAUUGUCAGUUCACCAGCACUGGAGCCUAAACCAGAGCCAAAACCAAAGAGAGUUGUACUUGAGGAACCCAACACUCCUCUAAAGCUGGAUCCUAUACAGGAGCUGUCAGAAGAGGACAAAGAUUCUAGUAGCAUCUCUGAGAAGAGGCCAGUGGAGAAGAAGUCUGAACCUUCAGUUGAGAAGAAAGAGAAGGCGAGCGCCAGUGGGAUAAGAAAAAACCUUUAUCUCAAGAAAGACUUGCGCUCGACGCUGGAGCAACAAAUUACAGAGAAACUGGUGAAGCUGGGGGUGAAACCUGAUCAAAGAGGACUAACAAACAAAGACCUCAGUUCUGUCUUGGCUAAGAUGCGUUCUAAGCGUGACAGUAUUGCAAGGGCGAUGCCGGACUACUGGAACCAAUGGGAAGAACUCGCAAAAUUGUCGAGCAAGAGGCUGACACAUCAGAGGAGAAGCAGUAGUCCUGCUACAGGGCUGCAAACCAGAUCCUCUGGUCAAGCAGGGAUCCGGCUUCGAUCCAGUAGUUUACCUUCCAGGGUGACCCACGUAGUGUCCAGACCUCCAGCAAAACAGUCUAAGACCCCCCAGCCAGUUCCAAGAACCAAGACUACAGUGCAGCUUAAGACAUCCACGCCCAACACAGUGACCACAAUGAGGUCCUUAAUAACCAAGACUCCCCCCUUCAGCUCUGAUGAGGAGUCUCAAGAAAAAGACACAGACACAGAGGAUGAGGAUGAAGAGCCCCAAAAGCAGCAUCCGGAACAAAGGGGCAAAUCACCCCAAUCCAGACCGUACCAGGCCACCCCAGUCCAGGUCAGAACAAACAAACCCAGUCUGGUACAGUCGAGGCAAGGUUCAACCAAGCAGCCACCCCCAUCUAACUCUCAGCACUCGGGGGGGUCAGUGAUGGGUGUGACCAAGACAACAGUCACAAAAAUAGAAAGUGAUGACGAGUGGUCUGAUGUCAGCGAACUGCAGGAGAUCAGCCCAGGACAACUCCAGAGUUUUAAAGACCAGAAUGGCAACGUGGAAAAGAAGACAUUUGGUCAAGAGAGCAAAAUCAAAGACCUGGGCAGGAAAAUUGAGAAGCAGUUUUCAGACAGAGGUAAGAAACCAGCAGGGGCCGUGAGCAUCUUACCACAAAUGAAAGAUGAGGUCCAAGAAAUCACGUACACAGACCUGGAGGAGAGCAGCGACUGGGUGGUCUCCUCCUUAGAGGACGGCACCGGACAAGAAGUCUCAAAACCAACCUACAGCUCAGGGCCACUGAGGAAGAGCCUGGACUCACCCAGUACAAGCGCCUGGGGAACCUCCACAGGAAAGAGUCCCAAAUCAGGUCUGACUGAUGCGGGAACAGGAAGCACACUGAAGGCCACCCUGCACUCGUUCAGUGACUUCAGCGACUCUGACGGUAUCUAGCAAUAAACAGCCUGCGGCUGAGCACGUGAUGUAGCACCACACCAAAACCUCAAGUUACAUCACCGCCUCCACGG